Amoebophrya sp. A120 is the source of this 3226-nucleotide messenger RNA. NCBI's taxonomy places the organism in Eukaryota, Dinophyceae, Syndiniales, Amoebophryaceae. The record is from the annotation of a GenBank genome assembly.
AGCUAACCGAGACGGUGGAUUUUAGUCUGUAUGCAACCUCUUGGAACACUAGUAAAGCUCCAUGAGUGUCCAUUCAUAUUAGAGCACAAGCACGGCCAUCGCAGGCGUGUGCUCUGAAGUUUAGCUGAACAAUCGUUCGCUUGGUGAUAGAUAAGUAACAGCCCAAUGGACGAAGCAGAGCGGGGCGUUAACUUUCUGGCUGCCCUAUGUGGAUGAUGAAAGUGGCAUCACUGAUACGGCGCAUUGCUUUGUUUCAUGUGUAGGUGUACUUCGGUGCAAUAAAAGCGUGCAUGUUGCUCGAUGGUGCGCUCGCCAGUCGUAGCUACUGCUACGCUCGUGCAAAAGUGAUGCAUUUGGUUUCAUCAUGAUAGAAAAAGUUUGAGACCCUGCUGCAGGAUUUGGAGAGGGUGCGCGGGGAGAGCGCGAAUUGGAAGGCAAAGUAUGAAAGUUUGGAGAACCGCUGUCGAACCAGCGCGGAAGCAGCCGCGGCGCAAGCGGGGGAAUGGAAAACAACGUUGGCGAGCCGGACUGCCGAGCGCGAUGUACUGCGCAGAAACGCUGAGCGAGCGGAGAAGGCGCGGCAGGAGCUUGCGACCGAGCUGCAGAGCUGCGCGGCGGAGCGGGAUAAAUGGCGGGACCAGUGUAGUUCGCGGGAACGCACCAUCCAGCAGCUGGACAAGCGACUGGCGGCCCAACAGGACGCUGCGAAGCGACCGCAGCAGGAGAACGCCCGUCUGCUCACCUUCAACAGUCAGUUCUCGCGCGAGGUCACAGAAGUGCGCGGGUUGAACCAGCGUCUGGAGAAGGAGCUUGCGCUGGCGCGGGCGGAUCUGGACGUUUCCCGCCGGAAGUGCGUUGCCGUAAGCGAACAUCGGGGGCGUGACAAGACGGAGUACCAAAAGGUAAAGGAGGAGAAGGACCGGCUCAAGGAGGAGCUGCGUGCGCAGUUGAAGUGCAACGCCGACCUGCGUGGCUGCUUGCAGGCAGAAAAAGACGCAGCCAAACGCGCCGGAAAGCAGCUCGCCUCGCUUAAGCUGCGCCUGCAAAACAUCCGCUACGCGAAGAACUGCGCUGAGAAGAUGGUACCUGCAUCUCCUACUUUGGGAAAAAUAAUCAAGUAUACGGUAAAGAAGUUUUAAUAUUCUGAGUGAAGAGGUGGAGGUGCUGGAUUGUAGGCCACCGCUUGCGCUGUAUUUCUUGUGGCGACCGCCUUUCGAGUCAGCAUGCAUAUGCAAAAAUGAUUUUCGAUUGCCAGCGAACACACAAGCGCACAACCCUGUAACGGGCAGCUCGUGCAUGGUUCAGUGUCCCGCCGCUUUUCGUCAGGUAGAUCGGCUCUCGGAGGAGAUGCAGGGGUAUCAGCAGGAUGCCCGGCAAGUGGAUCGCGUGACCACGGAUCUCCAAGAUGCCGCGAUCCGGCGUGCCGAAGAAGAGUGUCGCAAGCUUGCCGCGUUGGAAGAAGCGGCGGAACUGCGGCUCCUUCUCGACCUAAAGUCGGAGGAGUGCGCGCACCUCUACGAGCAGCUGGCGCUCCUGGAAGCGAAGAAGACCUCAACGCACAGCGUGGGUGUCGUCACUUCGCCAAAAGUUUUGAGCUUGACAGCCGGGCGAGAAGAUUCACCCUCUCCCCGAAGUCGGGAAGCGCAGCGCUUCUUGGAAGAUGCCCGUGUCGCUUUGGGCGACGUCGAAAUGGAAAAGUGGGAUCUGCAGGCACAGGUAUUAUACUUGCGAAAAGAUAUUACCCUUUACUAUCUGCGCGCUCGUGUAGUGUGUGCGCGCCGUCGCUGAUGCCACAGCUUGGGCGCGAUGAUGCCACAGCGUGGUCGUGGUCGUGUAUCCAUCAUUCCUCGUCGUGAUUUCUGUCUACAAGCAGGAGGUGGUAGGUACUGUACAACCUACUUGUUUUAUUUAGUCCAGACGUGCUACUUCUACUUGUUGACAAUGAACGCUGGUAUCGCUUCAGGUCUCACAGGCGGAGCAGGAUAAAUUGCAAAGUGCUUCUCGACUUUCGUGCUUGAGUAAGCGCGUGAGUGAGCUGGAGAAGCACCUACUUGCGGAGCGCGAAGCUGGUGAACGGGAACGAGAAAAGAGCGACCGGUGGCGCCGGGAAGCGGAGCGCGUGAUCCGUGCAAACCGGUUUCUGAGGGAUCAGAGCGGCAACCUGCGUCGCAAGAUGGAACAGGUCGAGAAUGAGCGGCGUUUGCGGUACCCUUCUCUGGCUCACCUGCACCCGGCGCAAGCCAACUUGGCAACUCGGAGCACCACGAGCUACAGCUUCACCAGUUCCGCCGCGGCUGACUCGGGGGCGUCGUCGCCCCGCGAAGUGCCGCCCUGCCCAUCGCCCGGAGGGGGCACCGUUUGCGACCGCGAUGUUGACGAUGUGGUUGUAGGACUGCAUGGCGGCGUUGGGGUGGAAAGCAGCGGAACAAACGCGACCACGACCAAGAGCAAUUUCUCUGUGGAACAAACGGAGCAACACGGUGGUCAGCAACAAGAGUUCCAAUCAGAGCAUGCCUAUUCGGCGCACCUGCUGUCCCAGGAUCCGGCGCUACGCAAGUUAUCCCAAAGUAUCAGCCUGCUGGAGCAGUACCUGCCACAAGCGGCGUCGCAACCAACCGGCGGGAUGGCCAGCAGUAAGACCAGCUCUUCCACCCAGUCCGUGCCGUUGCCCCCGCCGGCACAGGUUUUAGCUGGUGCGGAGUUGGUCGUGUCUAGUGCUCUUCGGGGCGAGGAAGUGAAGGGUGAAGAACAAAAAUCAGAAGUGAACGUCGCGGGGGAGCAGCAGGAGCGCGGAUCGCAGAGCGAACUGACACUGAGUGCGAUGAACACUGCCUAUGUUGUGGAGGAGAGCACGUGCACACAGUCGAGUAGUGCUACGGAUUGUAUUGCUACUGCCAGUAGUGCAACUGCUUCUGCAACUGCAGCAAGUGGACGAGGACCACACAAUAAUUUAGAACUGUCCAGCUCAGCCGGAACAGCAUCAUUUUCGGUCGGAGUACAUGCACAAGAGCCAAUUGUUCUCGGUCGGGUUCAGGAGGACACGAAUGUGACCACUGGCACUGCUGUUCCCGUUCCGUAUGCUAGUACAGAAGAAGCAGCUCGACAAGGAGGUGUAUCCUCCUGAGCUGCGCUGUCUUGGUGUGACACAUCUCAACACCAGCAACAAGCUUUUUGCCGAUCAUCCCCUAGGGAUGGAGUACUAGACAUGUGAAUUUUGAUUUUGGGC